Molecule: messenger RNA, 2752 nt
Organism: Aureococcus anophagefferens
Lineage: Eukaryota; Pelagophyceae; Pelagomonadales; Pelagomonadaceae
Exons: 6
Coding region: 116-2752 (878 amino acids)
Source: RefSeq, a predicted model, not a curated record
GGGCUUUGGGCGUCUAUACUAGACUAGUGGGGCCCAGGGCUAGCCCAGGGGCGCCAGGGACGCCGCCGGGCCUAGUUGGCUUGCUACAUGAGGGUGGUGCCCCCUUGGUCUGGGCAUGGAUCCCUCACCUUCAGAUGCCGAUCUCGUCCCUGAUCCCUCAUCGGGGUCCGGUCGCAGGGUCGCGGUCCUCGAGAAACGCCCUCUGGCCACGAAGGAAUGCGACCAGCGGGGUGGGCCGGUCAUGCCAAGGCGCAUGAAACAUGUCUCCAUCCCUUCUAGAACGCAGGGUUUAUUUGCCAGUCUUUCGGGCUGUUCGGAUCGAGGAUUCUUGCAUCGGCCUCCAGUAACAGUUGAAAUGGUAGUGAGACGAAUCUGCAUUCGUGGUGUCCUCACGCCAGCGCUUAUUACCUGCGUCGAGGUAGGCAACGAGGUCACACUUGGUGGCAAAGAGAAGUGGUCGCACAAAGCAGGGUGUAGCCUGAGCUACCAACCCUUUGAAAACCAUCGCGCCAAAGCGGCCACGAAAAAAGCGUCACAUAUUGAUACUUCACCUCGCUGCCCGUGUUCAAAAUGUACUACCGAGACUGCCAACGGUGGUACAAAAGAUGAGCGUGCCAGCGCCAAAAGAUGUAGCAGCGCCACAGAGUCGCAGCCUCCUGAAACCGACGCAAUCACGAUAUCUCCUCCAACAACACCGCAGUCUUUCCGCAGCGAUGUGACGAAACGACUUUCUAUUGCACACCAAUUCUGUUUUGCACCGGUCACGAGUCGCCUGCUAGUCAAGACACCCAGCUUAUUCUGCCUUGGAGCUGCCAAUCCUGUAACACCGAAUCGUAAACCUACUGACCACGCGCGAGCGAACGCCAUUACCGUGCAGGGCCACGGCCUGCGUGAACGCCUUGAGGCCCAUGUCCUCGCCGUCGGGGUGCCAGUGGCAGUAGGCGAGGUACGCGUUGACGACGCACAUGCCGAGCAGCGUCGCGAAGACGCGGUGCCACCAGCACUUCGUGUCCCAGGCCAGCUCGAGCGCGAGGGAGUGGCGGCCCUGGCGCAGGUGGUUGUGGCGGUCGAUGGACCCGGCGCCGGCGUAGUAGUGGUUGACGCAGAGCGGCUGCGGGACGUCCUUCGUGACGAUCGUGUGGCCGCCCGAGCCGUCGUUCUGGAUGCGGCGCUUCGCGUGCGGCGUGCCCGGCGCCGUCGAGCCGGCCGAGAAGACGAAGCACUUGCGCUGGCCCGUGGCCUUGCCCGUGCUCUUGGACUUGCCCACGUCGAACCACAUGAGCGCGGCGACGUCGACGCCGUGGACGCGCGUCGUCAGCGUCGUCGCGUCGCCGCGGUCCAUCGCGUCGCCGUCGAGGCCCAUGAGGUGCUUCAUCGGGAAGCCCGAGUGGGCGGUCUUGACGACGCCCAUGAAGUAGUGGCCGUUGAUCUCCAUGCACGCGACCGUCGUCGCGAGCGAGCCGAACGCGGAGUCGCCCAGCACGAUGUGGGCCUUGCCGCGCCAUCUCGACGUGAGGCGGAGGACCGCGCCCGUGCCCUUGGGGUAGUCCUUGUCGUAGAGCUUGGCCCGCUUCGAGUGCCUGCCCUCGACGAGCUCGAUCUGCAUCAAGAUGCCCGUCUCGACGUCGCUCACGCCCAUGAUCUCGGCGCCGACGCCCUUGGGCUUGCGCGCGAUCUUCUGCACGUGGGCCAUGCCGUCGUCCGCCUUGGCGUCGAGUCCCUUCCACGCCGACAUCGACUCGUCGACGCACUGGUAGACGCCGGGCGAGACCGCGUGGGCCCACGUGUCGUUGACGGCGCCCACGAACUCGCGCACCGGCACCCACGCGUCGGCGGUGCGGUCGUCCUGCGUGUAGUUGCAGAGGCGCAGCGCGCCCAGGAUCUCCUCGAACCGGCUGUUCGUCAUCCCGAACCGCCCGAGGUCCGGGCCCGGGUAGAUGGCGUCGGGCGGCGUGUCCUUCUGCCAGUAGGCGGCGCGCGGGCCCGGGACGUCCUGCAGCGACAUGGCCAUGAUGUAGCCGAAGAGCUGGAGCAACUCGGCGCGGUCCGGCUUCUUGCGGCCCUGGCGCAUGUUGUCGCCCGUGGCCGUGACGAUGCUGCCGAGCAUGCCCACGGGGAAGAACCGCUCGAAGUAGGCCCCGGGCGGACGGUUGUCGCCGAGGUCGUUGCCCCAGUUCAUGCUCGCGCGCCAGCUCCGGUCGCUGCGCCACGUCGUGGGCAGGCCGUGGGGCAUGGCGGUCCAGACGACCUCGCCGAGCGUCUUGUGCGCGAUGUUGACGCAGCCGGGCACGCCCUCCGUCUCGGCGCCGGCCUCCUCGUCGACGACGUCCUCGUCGACGUCCGACUCCUUCGAGUCCUCGUCCGAGUCGACGGGCUGGGGCUCGUCGGCGUGCGGCGGCGCGGCGAGCCGCGAAAGCACGCGCGGGACGACCUCGGACCGCAUCGUCGUCCCUUUCACGUCCCAGUCGACCUUCCAGCGCUGCUGCUGGCGGUCCCGGGGCGGCACGUGCUCGACGAGCUUGCCCGUGAGCUUCUGGUUGCGCCAGCCCGUCCCGAGGGCCUCGCGAAGGGCCGCAUCCAAUCCGGCCUUGUGGGCGACGAUUUCGACCGCAUCGCCGACGGCGAGCUCACUCUCCAUCGUCGCCUGGCGCGUCAUCCUUGUCGAUUUGAGCAAACUCAAGUCGUGCGGGCAUCUACGCGCCGGCGCCGAGGCAGACGAAGUCGCAGCGUCGACCGACGACGACUGGGUUGA